Microthlaspi erraticum is the source of this 735-nucleotide messenger RNA. The record is from the annotation of a GenBank genome assembly. NCBI's taxonomy places the organism in Eukaryota, Viridiplantae, Streptophyta, Magnoliopsida, Brassicales, Brassicaceae.
AUGAAGGGAAUGAAGGAAAGGUUGGCGAAGAAAAUCAAACUCAUAUCCAUUGUUACGACCUUGAAGCAAGGCUUAACUCUUCACAAGAGUAACAUUGAUCGCACAAUCCAUCAUUUGAGAGACGAAAUAGUCGCUGAAUCUGGUCAAAGCAGAGGUUGUGUUACACCAACGCUUCUAGAGCUUGAAGGUGUGGAUACGUCACAACAUAAUCUCGAAGGAGAAGAAAGAGAGAUUCUUCUGGAAUUCGAAGAGAAUUGUCCACCUGGAGGAGAAGAUUCGGUCAUAUUCUACACGACGGGUUUGCGAGGAGUGAGGAAAACUUUCGAAGCCUGUAGGAGAGUAAGAUUCUUGCUGGAGAAUCACAGGGUGAUGUACAGAGAGAGAGAUGUUUCGAUGGAUUCAGAGUAUAGAGAAGAGAUGUGGAGGUUGCUUGGGGGUAAAGUUACAUCUCCGAGGCUGUUCAUUAGAGGUAGGUACAUUGGAGGAGCAGAUGAAGUUGUGGCGUUGAACGAGCACGGGAAGCUCAAAAAGCUUCUAGAAGGGAUCUCACGGGUUGAUUCGCCUUGUGAAUGUUGCGAGAACGAACGGUUUCUGAUAUGUUCUAGCUGCAAUGGAAGCUCAAGAUUGCUUGCAGAACAUCACGAUGAAGAGACGACUAGUAAUAAUGGUAAGAUUUGGACGAGAUGCAGAGAAUGUAAUGAAAAUGGGCUUGUCAAGUGUCCUCUUUGUAGUUGA